This is a messenger RNA of Symbiodinium necroappetens, 2784 nucleotides long. The record is from the annotation of a GenBank genome assembly. NCBI's taxonomy places the organism in Eukaryota, Dinophyceae, Suessiales, Symbiodiniaceae.
AUGAUGCGGCUUGCACAUUCUUGGUUCAGCUUCCGCAGAAUAACCGCGAGCUGGCUGUUUGGCCGCGAUGACCAGAUGCGACUUGUACUACUUGCAACCUUCCUUUGCGUCGCGAGCCGAAGCCCCGAAGAGGCGUGCGCGGACUUGAGCAGAGCGUGGUCUGAUGUUGCACGAAAGGGGUUGGACUACUACGCUGAGGCCGACAGCAAAGGCAUUAAGAUCCAGAUUAGCCGCGAGGUGCGCUCCAAGGCAUCGUCGGAUGCGGUUACUGCUGCCGCGGCUCAGUAUAGACAAUUUCUCGAAGACUUUGGGAACUUUGAUGAGACCUGCGCCAGCAGCGAUGCAGCGAACCACGUACAAACGGCGGCGAAGCUUUGCCGGAGGUUUUUCCUGCUGCUGUUCAAGCCGCGGUCACAAGCGAGGCGCCUGCUGGAAGAGGGAAAGGUCUUGGACGAUGGUCUGGCGGAGUUCAUGUCGGCGGCGACGCCGUGGUCUCUGCUGCUUCACUCAGGAUGGCCCGUCUUCCCUCUCGCGGCGCUGGUGGAAUCGGAACUCAGAGAGGACACGCGCGUCUCUUUGGCCGUGUACCGGCUGGGAUGGAAGGAGCCUUCAGAGAACUGCAACGAGGAGCAGGAGGCUGUCCGUUUGGCAGCUUCCCUGUACGUCGGAGAAGGCCGAACUGUGAAACUCACGCACAUUAUUGACUUUUUCCACCAAGAGGUAGGCGACGUAGAUCUUGUUGGUGAGGAAUUCAUUACUGCUGUGGCACGAGCCAAGCCACGCCACCCUGGCGUUUGCACUGCGGCCUUGGGUGUAGCCUAUGCUGCGCUUGCAGAUGCUUUGCAAUGCCACUGGCGCCGACCAACGUCUGCGCUCACGCACCAACUUAUUGAUAUCGCGGUCGAGAAGGCCCAGGGAGGAGCCUUGCGGACCUUCGGUGAAGCUGCCGACUCUUUCAACGCCUUGGCAAGCUCCCGAUGGCCAUUGCUACCACUGCUGUCUCGCUUGCAGCCCAGGUCGGCACCUGCAUCAGCGGGUGUCUUGGUGUCCUGGUCAUCUCGAGAGGCUGAGCUUGGUGGCCUGAAUUGGGCGAAGAACUUCGCGCGGGAGGUCUUCAGCUUCCACGACUUCGUGCUUGAGGAAGAUGUGGACUGUGUGCUGACCUUUCGGCUGUCACCUGCUAGCGCUUUGUCCGCAGCUCCGCUAAGUCUCUCGGAGCGGUCUCAGCGUGGUACCGCUGGCAACGAGGCACACGGCAAUUUGGGCGGCAGCAGCGCAGCGAGCAGCAGAACACCGCAAUGCUCCAGUAGCAGUGGGAGUGGUCGGUCCGAGUCAGCACGUGUGCAGAACCUCAUGGAGACCUAUGGGAAACCCACCAGCGUGCCUCCUUCGAUGACGCCGAGGGCGGAGACCAUUUUCGGCCGACCUGACAUCCCGGUGGAGCGAAAGUUGGGUCCAAGGCCGCCCUCACGAGCUGCAACGUGUUCUCGUUCCAGCUGGAAGCCCGCAGGGCGCAGCACCUGCCCAGUGUCGCCAACAAGGCGAUCUGGGAGCCCGCCAGCGAAGAACUACCUGCCACCUACAGAAGAAUUUCUUCGAGCAUAUUCAAUGCAACAAGCCGCAGGAGGCCCUUCUUCGAGUCGGCCCUCUACAGCAACCACUACAUCGCGGCCUCCGCGGCAGCUUGUCUAUCCGACCGCUUCGGCCUGCUUCGGCUGCAUCCCUGUCCCUGCAUUUGCGCCACGUCUCCGCUCCCCGUACCUCCUCCCAUCGGAUGCAGGUUCUGAUCUGAGUCCAGCACCACGGCACUUUCAAGAGCGAGCCAGGACCUCCAAGCGCCAAAGGCGCUCUGCAAAUCAGGAGAUGCCAGUGGAACCUAGCGGUGCCGACAUCUUCGUGUAUCGCUCGUCGCUGCCGACAAACUUCGGUGGCGUCCUCAUUUUCGUGGAUGGCGAGGGGAGCCCGGCGGAUUCUCUGCAAGAGGAGCUGCUGCAGUCGUACCCGGCAUCGAUCGUCGUUGGGCCUUUACCUGCUGGUGGUGACUCUGUCUUCUUUCCGGUGCCCUAUGCGUCUACCUCUUUUGCAUCGCGCAGCGUUGCGACACCAAAUAGUUUGCUUUUGCCAAGACCAGUGAACCUGGAGGAUCGACCUGGCUUUGCUGCGUACCUGGUGUUUAAAUGCUAUCCUCACAGAGAACGUUUCUUCAGACUGCUGGAUGCGAGAGGACGCGAAGCUGGCCUGGGCCCAGUGGAGACCCUAUCUCGCUGUGGCGAUGCCGGCGAAAUAGAUCGAACGUCACAAAGAUAUGCUGAGACCUACAUGGACGACGCUGCAGAUCUCUUCCGACGAUUUCGGUUCGCACUGGUCUUCGAGAACAAGAUUCAAACAAGGUACGUGACCGAGAAAAUUGUGAACGCCUUCGUUGCUGGAGCCGUUCCGAUUUACUGGGGAUCCGACUUUGUCGCUGAAUUGUUCAAUCCCGAUGCCAUGAUCUGGGUGAACUCCUUCGAAUCCUUCGAGGCGGCCGUGGAGCACGUCAUCCGCGUGGCUUUGGAACCAGAGCUAUACGCAGCUUAUGCUUCAGCACCUCCCAUCAGGAAUACGUCUGCCGGUCGAUGGUACUUUUCCUGGCAUCGCGAUGCACCACCUCCGGAUGGCGAAGUGCCCACGCUGCGCGAGGAGCUUGCAGCCGCGGCUAUGAAGAUGCAUGUAGCUGGGCUGGACGGCAGCUUGCAAGCAGUGGAACGGCGCCCAUUCGACUAUGCCGAGACCUUCCCCUCUUGA